GCGGACUGGGGUUUUGUGGUGGGUUGGUAGGGUGGUGGUGGUAGAAGGGGUCACCAAAUGGCGGCGUCCAACUGGGGCGGCGGCGGCGGCGCGUGGAACACGGUCUCCGGGCGCCACCUUGCGGGAGCGCCCCCGGGCUCCCGCAAGGUGGCGCUGCAACCUGCUCACCACCGCGGCGGAGGCGAGGGCCCGAACCCGGCGGGGGCGGUGGCGGUGGGCGAGGUCUCCGAGGGGGUGGAGGGGCUCAAGAUUGCGGACGGGGAGAGGAGGCUGGACAAGUACGACAUCCCUGUGGAGGUGAGCGGGGAGGGCGCGCCGGCGCCGGCAGACGGGUUCGAGGCGGCCGGGCUUUCGGAGGCCGUGCUCCGGAACGUGGCGCGGUGCGGGUACGAGAGCCCCACGCCCGUGCAGCGGUACGCGAUGCCGAUCGUGAUGGCCGGGAGGGACCUCAUGGCGUGCGCGCAGACCGGGUCCGGGAAGACGGCCGCGUUCUGCCUCCCCGUGGUGAGCGGGCUCGUGGCGGCGGCGGCGUCGGGAGGGAGCGGAGGCGGGCGACGGGACAGGGGGUCAUUCGACCGCGCUGCGAAGCCACGCGCGCUCGUGCUCGCGCCCACCAGAGAGCUUGCAGCGCAGAUUAAUGAGGAGGCCAAGAAGUUUUCUUUCCAAACUGGACUCAGAGUUGUGGUGGCCUAUGGCGGAACGCCAAUGUAUAACCAGCUGCGCGAUCUAGAGAGAGGUGUCGAUAUUCUUGUUGCUACUCCUGGACGCCUUGUGGACAUGGUUGAAAGAUCAAGGAUCUCUCUUGAGGUAAUUAAGUACCUGGUAAUGGAUGAGGCUGACAGAAUGCUGGAUAUGGGGUUUGAGCCUCAGAUAAGAAAGAUAGUUGAUAUGAUGAAUAUGCCAAAAAAGUCUGUGAGACAAACUAUGCUCUUCAGUGCAACAUUCCCACCAGAAAUACAGAGACUGGCUUCUGAUUUCUUGUCAAACUAUAUAUUUAUCACUGUCGGGAGGGUGGGGUCAAGCACUGACUUGAUUGAGCAGAAAAUUGAGUUUCUCAAUGAUGGAGAGAAAAGAGGCUUCCUGCUAGAUCUUUUACACAAGCAAUAUGUUGGUGUGGCUAAUAGCAAGUUGCAGCAACCUCUAACUCUGGUCUUUGUCGAGACGAAGCGGGAAGCUGACUCAUUAAGGUAUUGGCUAUACUCAAAAGGUUUCCCUGCAACAGCGAUCCAUGGUGACAGGACACAGCAGGAGAGGGAGAGUGCUCUGAGAUCCUUCAAGAGUGGUGCCACUCCGAUCAUGGUCGCCACUGAUGUAGCCUCAAGGGGUCUGGACGUCCCGAAUGUGGCUCAUGUGAUCAACUACGACCUCCCAAAGAGCAUAGAGGACUACGUCCACAGGAUCGGAAGAACAGGGAGAGCCGGAAAGGCGGGGACCGCCACUGCCUUCUUCACCGAGUCCAACUACCCCCUGGCGAAGGGCCUGCUAGAGCUGAUGACCGAGGCGAAGCGGGAUGUGCCCAAAUGGUUAGUGGAGUACGCGGACAGGCCGUGCUACAGCGGAUCAAGCUACAGUGGAAGAGGCCGUAGGUCCAGUGGCGGCCGCAGGUAUGGCGACAGAGACUAUCGCCGCAGCAGUGACUACGCUGAUGGUGGCGGCUACUCUGGCAACGGCGGUGGCUACUCUCGCGGCGGCGGCGGCUACUCUCGCGGUGGCGGCGGCGGCGGCAGCUCCUACGGAGAAGAUGCUCCUCCACAGUACUAUCCGUCGUACGCCAUGGGCACCACUGACAUCAGCGCCUCUGGCUGGGACUAGCCAGCGCGCGAGUACGCAUCCUCAGUGCACAUACCUUAUAGAUAUAUAGCCCUGCUAAAAUGCUAAAUACGUAGGCUCGUCUGAAUUAACUCGGUCUUCGCUGGUCCUUUUGCUUUGCCGGUCAUGCUUUGUCCUGUGACAUACAUUACCAAGGUGGUGGUGCACAGCGGCAAGUGGCAGACGUUUCAAGUUGGGUGUUUGGGUUUUGCAUGGGUUUGGCGGUGAUGUUGCGACGAAGGGAACCCACUUGGUGAUUAAACUCGAAGGUUAUAUGCGUUAUUACUCUGGUCUGUAAGGGGAGUGUGACACUGCUGUAUUGCUCUGCACGGGUGGUUAAGAAAGACUCUUUUAAGUA
Phragmites australis (common reed) is the source of this 2167-nucleotide messenger RNA. Its product is annotated as DEAD-box ATP-dependent RNA helicase 52A-like. Lineage: Eukaryota; Viridiplantae; Streptophyta; Magnoliopsida; Poales; Poaceae. The coding region runs from base 58 to 1812 and encodes 584 amino acids. The transcript is spliced from 6 exons. Gene Ontology annotation, molecular function: RNA binding; ATP binding; RNA helicase activity. Gene Ontology annotation, cellular component: nucleus. The record is from RefSeq and is a predicted model, not a curated record.